This is a messenger RNA of Tarenaya hassleriana, 1079 nucleotides long. RefSeq lists its product as uncharacterized. The transcript has 6 exons. NCBI's taxonomy places the organism in Eukaryota, Viridiplantae, Streptophyta, Magnoliopsida, Brassicales, Cleomaceae. The coding region runs from base 113 to 925 and encodes 270 amino acids. The record is from RefSeq and is a predicted model, not a curated record.
CAAUCACGCAACGUCGCAAACGGCGAGCAGUUUCCUUCGAAAAUCCACCCAGGAAAAAAUAAAAAAACAUACAGAAACCAUAUCCAGAGGAGGAGGAAGAAGAAGAUCGAUCAUGACGGGUCACAACGCGAUCGAGGUGGCGAAGACGGUGUUGGAGGUUGCUGACGUGGCGUGGACCGCCGUGGAGUGUUGCCAUCACCACCAUCACAGCCACGGUGACGACGAGAAGAGCGGCGAGAUCGCCGAUCCUCGAGAAUGGGAACUAGAGGCUCUCCGGUUGGAGAAUCGCCGUCUCAGGAGCUUGCUGGAAUCGAAUCUGAAGCUCUUCGAGAAUCUCGCUGAGACUGCUGUGUUAUUGCACGAGUGCCCGAGCGACCUAUUUGCCAGGCUUUUAUCGAUGGUGACUUCGAGGGAUUUCUCAGCUCGGCUAGAAGAAAUGAGGAAGGCUUUGGCUGAAGGAACUCAAAACCAGUUUCCAUUCAAACAGCCCACAGGAGACGAUAUGCAGACUGUCGAAGUUCUGAUAGAUAUGGAUCAUCAAGAGCCGAGUUGGUGGGUUCUGGUCACGGAUGACAUGAUCCCUAGCAAUGUGGAGGAGAAAAGCACAAUCGAUAACGAACAUUACAUUGUUGUAACAGAUGAGCAUGUGGUGGAAGCAGUUGCCCAUUUCUUGGCCAAAUGCAUUCUUUCAAACCCAAAAGCCAAGUAUCUUAAGCCCGAAGAGCUACAGAAGGUUCUGGUCAAAGAACUUAGUGCCCUGAGCAAGGUAGGGAGAAUAGUGGAUAUAUGGCAUGCAGGAAAGAUGUUCUACACACUCUCCACCUGGGGGCUGGCUUGUGCAGGGUUAUACCAAGCUCGUGGAGUAUUGAAGAUAGCAGCUAAGGGUGCUCAUGCCACCGGGAAGGUUGUGCUUAAGGCUCUCUGAAGCCAGAGAGGCCUCAUACCUCGGUUUCUUCUGAUCCUACCUUCAUAGGUUUGUGUUGUGAGCAAAAUGUUUAUUCCUUCAUCCCCAACUCUUCUCGUGUAAAUAUUGUGAAAAGUCUCUUUGAUCAAUUGGAUUUGUUGAUGUUUUCAGUCUU